Molecule: messenger RNA, 573 nt
Organism: Histoplasma capsulatum G186AR
Lineage: Eukaryota; Fungi; Ascomycota; Eurotiomycetes; Onygenales; Ajellomycetaceae
Exons: 3
Coding region: 1-573 (190 amino acids)
Source: RefSeq, a predicted model, not a curated record
AUGGGAUUCCCCCAAUGCCGCCAAAAAGCCAGAUCCAGCUCCCGCAGCGCAAAAUCGGAGGAGGAAUUGCUCGUCAUCAUCCCUGCUGACACUCUCCAGCACCCGGCAGGGAUGGGCGAUCUAGCACACCAUUGGGCCGCAAUGACACCAGAGGCCCAAGGAGACGGCAACCCAACAUUCGCUCACAUUCGCCCACAUUCCGCAUUUUUUCAUGGCUGCUGUUCUUGGCGGGCUGGCUGGCUGGCUGGCAAAGAAUGCGCUCUCCAGCGCCACGAUUCGCAGGGGGCCUCCCAGAAAAAACAUUGUCUUUCCGACUCUCCUGUAGUUGAGGGAGUGCGGGGGGUGAGAUCAUAUGCGACAGCCGUUACAGAAAAAAAGGCCGCGCUUAUUGAUAUCCAAUGUCGAUGGGUUCGCCGUUGCCUGCAUUCAGCGAUCUAUCUAUCGCACCACACCCAUCAAGAUACUAUCCAACGCGUAAAGCCUAGGGUAAGGAUGACCCAGGGGCAAGACUUUAGAAAUGGAGUCCCCCAGACAUGCCCUGAGCGCAUUCUUGGAGACCUAUUUGAUAUGUAG